ACUAAGAAGUAGUUAGAAGCUAUUAGUUGUUGUGUUGCCCAGAUAGAGAUAAUCGAUAAUGGCUUUCUCUAGAGCUCUAGCUUCAUCUGUUGUGCUGGUAUUUCUCCUUUUCAGCUUCUCAGAAGCCAGAGAAAUCUUGGUUGGCGGCAAAACCGAUGCAUGGAAGAUCCCAUCUGAGUCCGUCUCCCUGAACCGAUGGGCCGAAGCAGCUCGUUUCCAAAUCGGUGACACACUGGUUUGGAAGUACGAUGCCAACAAGGAUUCCGUAUUGCGAGUGACGAAGGAGGCUUACUCCAGCUGCAACGUAUCGAGCCCCAUCGCUGAGUACAAGGAUGGCAACAGCAAGAUUGUGCUCGACCGGUCAGGGCCAUUCUAUUUCAUCAGCGGAGCCAAUGGACACUGUGAGAAGGGGCAAAAGCUGAUUGUGGUUGUGCUUUCUCCAAGAAGUAGGUUCAUUAGCUUUUCUCCGGCGCCAUCUCCGGCAGAAAUUGAGGGACCCGCUGUGGCUCCGACAAGCACUGCUACAAGCUUGAAGGGAGGGUUGAUGGUUGUACUUGGGAGCUUGGUGGGGAUGUUUUUGUUCUGAGAAGAGGAAUAGAUCAACUGGGUUUGGUGGGAAAUUUCAUGUUUCCAUCUUCAGGGGAUUAUUUAUUCAUUUAUUGGUUAUUUUUGUCGGGAAUUUUUUGGGUAUGAGUUUGUUACAGUUACUGAAAUUAUAAUAAGAUUCCUAUAGAUUGGAUUUA
Molecule: messenger RNA, 743 nt
Organism: Nelumbo nucifera (sacred lotus)
Lineage: Eukaryota; Viridiplantae; Streptophyta; Magnoliopsida; Proteales; Nelumbonaceae
Product: early nodulin-like protein 15
Cellular component (GO): plasma membrane
Molecular function (GO): electron transfer activity
Source: RefSeq, a predicted model, not a curated record